AUGGACGACCGGAACCAGAAGAGGAAGCUCUCCAACCGGGAGUCGGCGAAGCGGUCGCGGAUUCGGAAGCAGCGGCAUUUGGAGGAGCUCCUGGACGCGGCGGCGCGUCUGAGGAAAGAGAAUGGAAGGGCGGUGGAUCAGGUGGAGGCGCUGAGCGAGCAACACCGGAGGAUGGAGGCGGAGAACGCCGCGCUCAGGGCGGAGGCGGAGCGGCUGACGGAGACGCUGCGGUCGCUGCACUGCCUGGUGGAGGAAGACCCGUGGCGGCCGACACACCCGGCCAUGGCCGCCAUGGCGUCGACUGACGUACCGCUUCGUGUUUAUCCAUGUGGCCGGUAG
Molecule: messenger RNA, 339 nt
Organism: Zingiber officinale
Lineage: Eukaryota; Viridiplantae; Streptophyta; Magnoliopsida; Zingiberales; Zingiberaceae
Product: bZIP transcription factor 53-like
Exons: 1
Coding region: 1-339 (112 amino acids)
Biological process (GO): positive regulation of DNA-templated transcription
Cellular component (GO): nucleus
Molecular function (GO): DNA-binding transcription factor activity; transcription cis-regulatory region binding
Source: RefSeq, a predicted model, not a curated record